AUGGAUGUGCAUCGCUAUACAAUCGUCUUCCUCGUUUUCCUUGGUGUUGUGCAAGUUCAUGGCGAUCCUACAGCUGCAAUUGAAAAUAUAAAACUAUUAAUCGAAGCAGCUAAGCAGGCAAAGAAUAUUUGGGAUUUUGUGAAAGAUCUCCCGCCUACAUUGGGAGAUUACUUGGCAACGUUAGUUUCGGGAAAGGAUAUCAAUACACCGGAAAAGCCUGUUAGCUCUUAUGAUUUUGUCAUUGAUUUGACUAGACCAACAGAUAUUUUUGGUGCUUUAAAGUCUUAUCCUUUGUCCUAUCCCGCAGGAAAAGAUGCUUAUGAUAAAAAACUUGAAGGUACCGAAAAGAGCGUUGCCCGUUUUAUCGUCAAUGUCGUAGGCCGUUAUAAUGUGGGUAAGACUUUUAUUUUGCGUCUAUUAGCCAAUAUCAACUUGGGGCAUUCAUUUACUGAACGUACAAAUGGUUUGAGUGUUGCUUUGCCAUUAUUGUCAGAUACAGACAAUACUCCAUUGGCAUUGAUUGACACAGCUGGCACACGAACUCCAGUGGAAUACAGUGAUAAGACGUUCAAAAAUCGAUCUUAUGAGCGUCAGGUGAGUGAUUCAUUUAUUCAAGAAGUAGCAAUAAGUUCAGCACAAAUCUUUGUCUGUGUUGUCAAUCAAUUGACUCUGGAUGAUCAACUAUAUUUGAAGAGUUUAUAUAAUAGACUAAUUGAUGAUGGCUUAACUCCAGUUGACAUUCAACAGCGACUUCUACUGGUGCAUAACUAUUUCAAUUUACAGACGGUUGAUGAAGUAGAAAAGACUGAGAAAUAUGAACUGGAAACAUUAUUUGGAGCACGCAAACAACCGCAGGGAUUUUGGCUAAGUAAUGAAUUCAAACAUUUUGUCAUAGCACAUGUUGAUAGUGAAGCUGGAAAAAAAUACAAUACUCGUUCAAUUGAGCAAAUUCGAACAAUGAUCAAAGGUGCAAAUGCUGCCAAAGAUAGCGACGUUCUCAGGACAAUUAUUAGCAAAAUCGAGACUUUAUUAAGUAAAGUUCUCGUCGAAGAAGCUUCGGUAAAACCUGAUAUCAAACACAAAGAUUCUCAACAAGGCUUGUUAAGCAGUAUCACUUCAGGAAUUCGUGCACUAGUUUCAUAUAAUUCAGAGAAACCGAUGAAGGUAAUGCCACAACGCCAGGUUAAAGUACAACUUGAAGUGCAAGAAUUAAACCUAGAUAAAGGACAACCAUUAUGGUUUAUUUGUCCGAAAUCACCUUUAAGCGGAAAUGUAACUUAA
Messenger RNA from Adineta ricciae, 1281 nucleotides. NCBI's taxonomy places the organism in Eukaryota, Metazoa, Rotifera, Eurotatoria, Adinetida, Adinetidae. The record is from the annotation of a GenBank genome assembly.